CAAUUCUCGAGAGAUCACUUUAACACAGAAAAAGUGGUUGGCUUAAAGCACAGUACAGAGCUUUCAGAGUUGGCUGCUAAGGAUUACCUGCAUGCAGGAAUGAGAGGGCCAUCACUUCUUCAAGGACUCUUCAUUCUGCUGAGUUUGUCAGGAGUCAUGAUUCAGAAGGCCAACUGUACCUGUCCUCGGUGCCCCCUAAAUGCUAUUUGUGUCAAUGACACAGACUGUACCUGCAACCCUGGAUACACCUCCCAAUCUGGGGAGGAAUUCUUCACAUUCCCCUUGGAGAUAUGUCAAGAUACUGAUGAAUGUAAGCCACCCAUUAGUAUAUAUUGUGGACUAAAUGCUGAAUGCCAGAAUGUUCCAGGAAGUUUCUACUGUCACUGUAACCCUGGAUAUAAACUCCUCUCUGGGAAUACACAGUUCAAGAAUUCCAAUGAGAACACUUGUCAGAAUAUCACCUCCUCAAGCACAACCAAAGGCAAUAAAGAGCUACAACGAGUUGUUGAGAAUUUUGAGUCACUUCUCACCAACAAGACUCUGUGGGGAACAGGAGAGCAGACAAAAGUUGCAUCCAAGGCCACAUCUAUUCUCCAGACUAUGGAAUCCAAUGUUCUAGAAACUGCCUUGAACGCCCCAGACCAAGAAAUCCAGAAACUUCAAAACAGUACUGUGGCUGUUGAAACUCGAGUUGUUACAAACAAUUGCUCCAAGGAAAGAAAGAUCUUCACCUUGAACGUCCAAAUGAACUCACUGGACAUCCAUUGCAAUGACAUCAUCCAGGAAAACCUACAAGGUCCCAGUGCAGUUAUCUUUAUUUCAUACUCUUCUCUUGGAAAUAUCAUAAAUGCAACUUUUUUUGACGAGGUAAAUGUGGAAGAUCGCGUUUACCUGAACUCCCAGGUAGUCAGCGCUGCUAUUGGACCCAAAAGGAACACAUCUCUCUCCAGGCCUGUGAUUCUGAGUUUUCAGCACGUGAAGAUGAAGCCCCUGAGCAAGAAGGUCUUCUGUGUGUUCUGGAAGAGCACCGGGGAGGAUGGCCACUGGUCCAGGGCCGGCUGCUUCCUGGUACAGGUGAACAAAAGUCAUACCACAUGCAGAUGCACUCACUUGUCCAGUUUCGCUGUCCUCAUGGCCUUCACCAACCAGGAGGAGGAUCCCGCCCUGGCUGUGAUCACCUACGUGGGGCUGAGCCUCUCUCUGCUGUGCCUCCUCCUGGCGGCCCUCACCUUCCUGCUGUGCAAAGCCAUCCAGAACACCAGCACCUCACUCCACCUGCAGCUCUCGCUCUGCCUCUUCCUGGCCCACCUGCUCUUCCUCGCGGCCAUCGACAGAACAGAGAACAAGGUGCUGUGCGCCAUCAUCGCGGGUGCCUUACACUAUCUCUACCUGGCCUCCUUCACCUGGAUGCUGCUGGAGGGCCUGCACCUCUUCCUCACCGCACGCAACCUGACGGUGGUCAACUACUCCGGCGUGAGCAGGUUCAUGAAGUGGCUCAUGUUCCCGGUCGGCUAUGGAGUCCCAGCUGUAAUCGUGGGCAUUUCCGCAGCGUCCAGGCCUCACCUUUAUGGAACACCUGAACGCUGCUGGCUCCACCUGAAACAAGGAUUCAUCUGGGGUUUCCUUGGCCCCGUCUGUGUCAUUAUCUGCGUGAAUUUAGUACUUUUUCUCUUGGUCCUUUGGAUUUUGAAAAAGAAAUUCUCCUCCCUCAACAGUGAAGUGUCAACCAUCCAGAAUACAAGGAUGCUGACACUGAAAGCAGCAGCCCUGGUCCUCAUCCUUGGCUGCACGUGGUGUCUGGGCAUCCUGCAGGUGGGCCCAGCUGGACGGGUCAUGAGCUACCUCUUCACCAUCAUCAAUAGCCUUCAGGGUGUCUUCAUUUUCCUGGUCUACUGCCUCCUCAGCCAGCAGGUUCGAAAGUGGUUUGGAAACAUCAUGAAACCUAAAUCUGAGUCUGAAAUUUAUACACUUUCCAGCAGGCUUGGCCCUGACUCAAAACACAAUGUGGACAAGUGAAGAGAAAAUAUUAAAACUAGAACUUUCAACUUCACAUGGAAAGUCAUAUCCAUGGAUCUGGUUGGCAUCAUGAAGAAUGAAGCUGAGGACAAAAGGAAUCAUUAUACACAACAUCCCUGGAGAAGAAUUGUUUAACCUGUACUUCUCGGAGUGUUUGUUCUGCAUAAUUGGCUCUCAAUAAAUGAGUGUUGAAUUGGA
Eptesicus fuscus (big brown bat) is the source of this 2214-nucleotide messenger RNA. RefSeq names its product adhesion G protein-coupled receptor E3 (gene ADGRE3). Gene Ontology annotation, cellular component: membrane. The transcript has 16 exons. Gene Ontology annotation, molecular function: G protein-coupled receptor activity; calcium ion binding. Bases 100 to 2016 code for a protein of 638 amino acids. NCBI's taxonomy places the organism in Eukaryota, Metazoa, Chordata, Mammalia, Chiroptera, Vespertilionidae. Gene Ontology annotation, biological process: adenylate cyclase-activating G protein-coupled receptor signaling pathway; cell surface receptor signaling pathway. The record is from RefSeq and is a predicted model, not a curated record.